AUGGUCGCCUUAAAUCUACCAAGGUUUUCCUCGUUCCAGACUAUCGAGAAUCGCAACAUCCUCCAGCCUCAGAAAUGCCAAGUUGAUGAGGCACUGGACAAAAGCCGGGACUAUUGGUAUCGCCUCGCAUCACUAGCCUACGCCUAUCGGGAUAACGGCUUGACUCCCGCGUAUACAAACCCCCACCACACCCUUCAUAGAAUACCUAAAUUCCAAGGCCGACCCAGAACGAUCCAUGUUCGCCCUUAUGGAGUCUCUCCAAUUCCUGUGCUUUGCAUGCAAGCCUCUUCUACUUGGAGAUUGGUAGGAAACUCGAACUGCGAUAUGAUCGAAAAAGAAAUUACACAUUCUGCCCUUCUGAAGAUUGGCACCGGUGUUGCUAUUCCCUACAGUUUUUGUGGGAGAGUCUUCAGUUCUUGGAUUGGCACGACAGAAGAGAGUCGCACCGGUCCCAAUUAUCUAGGAAUUCUCACAGUUGCAUGGUGUUAUAUUCUCUCUGCGCGGCUCGUGGAAAUCCAAGGGGAGGGAGCUCGUAUGCAAUACAUAGGCUCUGAGACCGAUGGUGAAAGCCUUUGCGAUUCCCUAGAGACAUAUACCAUUGACGUUGGGGGAGCGGAUGAGAAUGUGACUUGA
This is a messenger RNA of Penicillium verrucosum, 633 nucleotides long. RefSeq lists its product as uncharacterized. NCBI's taxonomy places the organism in Eukaryota, Fungi, Ascomycota, Eurotiomycetes, Eurotiales, Aspergillaceae. The coding region runs from base 1 to 633 and encodes 210 amino acids. The record is from RefSeq and is a predicted model, not a curated record. The transcript has 2 exons.